AUGUCUUCGCUGAAGGCCGCCACGGUCUCAAACAGGAUUGUACGACGGAAACGUAAGCGGAAUGACGAUGAAGGGUCCCGAGAAACAGCCUCCAUCCACGAUGCCGAUCCGGCUUCAGCUCCAGGCACAUCUCAAGACCAACCGGAUCCUCUUCAGCCAACAACGCCCCAUACUACCAGCCCGCCCACGGACUCUCGGAAUCGACACCCAAAGAGGACCGCACCACCCGGUGCCGAUGCCGAAUGCUCGAUAGACUGGCCACCCUUGUUCAAGCAACUGGAUAAGACACACCGGGCGCUUAAUCUUGUGUUCACUUUUUGCUCCACUCGCAAGCAUCUUGCUACCACUUUCGACACGAUCAGGACCGCAGUCGAGUCUCACACCAAGAGCAAGCUCCUCAUCGAAGAUGUGGCGGCGAUCGUUGCGCUGCGGCCGGAAGGCAUCAGCUUUGCAUAUGUCGACGAGGUUAUGCUUCAGAUCGAUAUCAAAGGGGCCGAAAGAGACGCAAUCUUCAAAUCUGGCAGAUCCAAUGACUUCAGGACGCAAGGUCCCGCACCUGACGCCUCUGUUGGGGGCCUCACGGGUAUGGAUGACCUGGCCGGCCGUCACCCUGACGAACCCCGACCCAGUGGCAGCGAGGUCCUUUACCUUGAGUUCAUUGACGGUGACCUGAAGCGUCAAGUUCAGAGCAAGAAGACCGGGGAGCCAACUAAACCCAAUCGGAAGCUUCGAGACGAAGAUCUCAAGAUGCCAGUCUUUAGCCAGAAGCAGAUGACCUCUUUAAUCGAGAAGCGGAACCAGAAGUUUACAAAUGCUGUCAACGCUUUUCUGAACCGAUGUGUGGAGGAGAAAUUGGAUCCCGAGCUCGUGCUCCGACAAGAAGCUGAGCCCUAUAUUCCUGUUCCUUCGGAGUCCAUACCGUCUACGCCUAAACCAGAGCCAAGCACAAUACCGAAGACGAUACCCAAAGAGAGAAAGGCCAUUCCAGAGAUCAUACAGGAGCUGAAAGAGAGUUCUUGGUAUACAGGUCAAAUCGUACCGGACGGCCAUCGUGUCUUUGAGGCUCAGGAGCCUGCUUAUGGCGACCUUGAUUUCCUGUUAAGCCAGGAAAUGGUCAAUGCCUUAUACAAUGCCAAGGGCAUUACCCAGUUUUACGCGCAUCAGGCAGAGGCAAUCAACCAUCUCCAAGCCGGGCAUAAUGUUGUUGUGUCUACUUCGACGAGCUCCGGGAAAUCGCUCAUCUAUCAGCUGCCUGUCCUCCAUGCGCUACAGCAGGAUUUCCUCACUAGGGCAAUGUACAUCUUUCCAACAAAGGCACUUGCACAAGACCAGAAGCGCAGCCUCAAGGACAUGUUAUCAUACAUGCCUGGGCUUGAGGACGUCCUUGUUGAAACAUUCGAUGGUGACACGGCCAUGCGAGACAGGAACCAGAUUCGCGAUGAAGGUCGAAUCAUCUUCACCAACCCUGACAUGCUGCACAUCACCAUUCUUCCUCAGGAAGACAGAUGGCGCACAUUCCUCAAAAACCUGAAGUAUGUCGUAGUCGAUGAGCUCCACUACUACAAUGGGCUCAUGGGCUCACACGUCGCUUUCAUCAUGAGACGGCUUCGGCGCAUAUGUGCAGCGGUAGGUAACCGUCGUGUCAGAUUCAUAUCCUGUUCCGCCACAGUGGCGAAUCCAAAAGAACACUUCAAGACCAUCUUCGGCCUUGAUGAUGUCCAUCUAGUUGACUUUGAUGGCUCACCCUCGGGCCGGAAAGAGUUCUUAUGCUGGAAUACACCUUACAAAGACCCAGGUGAUCCUUCUAGCGGUCGCGGUGAUGCCCUAGGCGAAUGCGCGCGGUUGUUCUGCCAGCUCAUAUUGCGAGGAGUCCGAGUCAUCGCCUUCUGUCGAGUCAGAAAACAAUGCGAGGCUCUUGUGUCGGCGGCCAAGUCUGAACUUGAAUCACUGGGCCGUCCUGAAUGCAUGGCUCGUGUUAUGGGUUACCGUGGAGGCUACACUGCUCAAGAUCGUCGACGCAUCGAGAGCGAGAUGUUCGAGGGUAAGCUCAUGGGCAUCAUUGCAACGACUGCACUUGAGCUGGGAGUUGAUAUUGGCACCUUAGAUUGUGUUAUCACGCUAGGCUUCCCUUAUACCAUUGCCAAUCUGCGUCAACAGAGUGGCAGAGCCGGGCGACGUAACAAAGACUCGCUAUCGGUUCUUGUUGGAGACUGUUUUCCUACUGAUCAGCACUACAUGCAGAACCCGGACGAACUUUUCACAAAGCCUAACUGUGCCCUUCAGGUUGACUUGGACAAUAUGUUAGUGUUGGAAGGGCACAUUCAAUGUGCUGCAUAUGAAAUGCCUAUUCGGCCUGUUGACGAUGCGAAAUACUUCACCAAAGACUUGGCGAAGAUUUCCGAGGAACGAUUGAUCAAGGAUGACCUUGGGUAUUACCACUGUCACGACAGGUUCCGUCCGGUUCCUUCCAGAUUCGUAGCGAUACGCGAUACUGAGGAGGACCACUUCGCGAUUGUGGACAUUUCUCAUGGUCAGAACAUUGUCCUGGAAGAGCUUGAGGCAUCCCGUGCUUUCUUCACAAUAUACGACGGCGCAAUCUUCUUGCACCAGGGAAAUUCGUAUUUGGUCCGGGACUUUCAGCCGGACAAGAUGAUAGCCAAGGUUGAGAAGGUCAAGGUCGAGUGGACUACACAGCAGCGCGAUUUCACGGAUAUCGACCCCGUUGAGACCGAGGUCAUCCGCAAAAUCCCCGGAUCCCUAUCUCGUGCUUUCCAUGGUUCCAUCAGGAUAACGCAAAAUGUGUUCGGUUACUUCAAGAUCGAUAAGAAGCGAAGGAUUCUGGAUGCUGUCCAUGUUGAUAACCCGCCCAUCAUUCGGUAUAGCAAGGGCAUGUGGCUAGAUGUGCCGAAGAAAGCAUUGGAAAUCCUAGUCGACCGUCGACUUAAUGUCGCAGGUGCCAUCCACGCUGCCGAGCAUGCCGUUCUCAGCCUCAUGCCCAAUUUCGUCAUCAGCAUGCCCGGAGAUGUGCGGACGGAAUGCAAGUUUGGGAUAAAGGAAUUUGCGGAGAAGGAAACGCAAAGAAAACGACCAGGUCGGCUCACGUUCUACGACGCCAAAGGCGGUGCUGGAGGCUCUGGAAUCAGCACCAAAGCCUUCGACUUCAUAGACUUGCUACUGGUCCAAGCCGUGAAGCGGGUGGACUAUUGCCACUGUGAGCACGGCUGCGUCGAGUGCGUCUGCUCCGAGUUGUGCAAGCACUCCAACGAGGUCAUGAGCAAGGCGGGCAGCUCCGUAAUUCUGAAGGCGUUGCUGAACAUGGAGAUUGACGUAGAAGCGCUGCCCAUGGGACCCGAGGAGUUCAGCCCUGCAGGUAUUGAGACAGUCGUGCUGGCCAAACCGGUGCCAUCUCGCGGACGGAUAAUGGUGGAUGGGAUUGAGGUUAAGAUGGAAGACACAGAUGCACCCAAUGUGUGA
Messenger RNA from Neoarthrinium moseri, 3474 nucleotides. RefSeq lists its product as uncharacterized. The transcript has a single exon. Lineage: Eukaryota; Fungi; Ascomycota; Sordariomycetes; Amphisphaeriales; Apiosporaceae. The coding region runs from base 1 to 3474 and encodes 1157 amino acids. Gene Ontology annotation, molecular function: ATP binding; nucleic acid binding. The record is from RefSeq and is a predicted model, not a curated record.